This is a messenger RNA of Cimex lectularius (bed bug), 1037 nucleotides long. It is a transcript of the gene Nacalpha, whose product is annotated as nascent polypeptide-associated complex subunit alpha. The transcript is spliced from 5 exons. The coding region runs from base 347 to 940 and encodes 197 amino acids. Gene Ontology annotation, cellular component: nascent polypeptide-associated complex; cytoplasm. Gene Ontology annotation, biological process: protein targeting to membrane. Lineage: Eukaryota; Metazoa; Arthropoda; Insecta; Hemiptera; Cimicidae. The record is from RefSeq and is a predicted model, not a curated record.
AAAAAGAAAGGAAAAGAACUGUGCACCGGACUUCGCGCCUCGCGAGAAAUAGCGUCUACCAAUGCCUUUAUUAUAUCAGCUGAGUCAAUUUAGUUUUCUCAUUGUAAUUUUUCAUUUGGCAAAGUUUAAGAUCGUGCGAUAAUUAAAAACCAAUCAUAACAUGCCAAACUAGAUUAAAUUAGACAAUUUCAUAGGGCCGAAGUAUUAUUUAAAAGGAUAUCGAAUAUUCACAACAAGAAGGGCUCGGUGGAGACUUGAUACAUUCCAGUUCAGAAGGACAUUUUCGCGUGUUCUCUUGUGUUUAGCUCGUACUCAACCAAAAGUCAUCAUUGCUACCGGUGGAAAUAUGCCUGAACAAACAGAAGUUGAUCAGAAGCCUGUCGAGGCCAGCUCCAGCACCGACUCGGAGCCUGAUGAAGCCCCGGAUGCAGAGGCCACUGGAGGGUCCGUCUCACUCAUCCCAGACAUAAGCAAGGCCAAACAGUCGAGAGGGGAGAAAAAGGCCAGGAAACUCAUGUCCAAGCUUGGACUCAAACCAAUUGUAGGGGUAUCACGAGUUACCAUUCGGAAGUCAAAAAAUAUCCUAUUUGUAAUAAAUAAGCCAGAUGUCUUUAAGAAUCCUGCCUCCGACACUUAUAUCAUCUUUGGUGAAACGAAGAUUGAAGAUCUCAGUCAACAGGCACAAGUAGCCGCUGCUGAGAAAUUUAAGGCUCCUCCAGAGCUUUCACAAUACGCCGAUGUUAGCGGUGCUACUACUAACCAGGUUGUUCCUCCAAUACAAGAAGAGAGCGAAGAAGAGGAGCUGGAUGCUUCGGGUAUCGAGGAAAAAGAUAUAGAGCUUGUGAUGUCUCAAGCUAACGUCAGUAGAAAUAAAGCAGUGAAAGCCCUAACUAAUAAUCAGAAUGAUAUAGUCAAUGCCAUUAUGGAGCUGACAAUGUGAACUACGAAUCAGUGUUAACAUUUUGGCUUGUUAUUUUAACCAUAAUUUUAAUUAUUUUCACAACCAUUAUUAAAUUUGUUUCUUUCGUCUAAGGAUA